Messenger RNA from Naegleria fowleri, 1233 nucleotides. RefSeq lists its product as uncharacterized. The transcript has a single exon. The record is from RefSeq and is a predicted model, not a curated record. Lineage: Eukaryota; Heterolobosea; Eutetramitea; Acrasida; Naegleriidae. The coding region runs from base 1 to 1233 and encodes 410 amino acids.
AUGAACACUUUUUCAUAUUCACUAUUAUUCUUGAUUUAUUUCCUAUUUAUUUCCUAUUGUAGUAAUUUUGGGGAUUAUGGUGGUUCUGUGUCUGCACUUUCGCUACUGAGAACCAAAGCUCUUCCAUCUUUCACACAGAUUGGAUUUAAAACCUAUCCAAUCUCUGUCACUGCAUUUAAACCUUUAUAUUUUGAAUUAGUCAUGCCUCCCAAUGACACCACGUAUCAUGGUUUUUCAAUUUCAAUCAUGUGUGAUGGAGAUGGUGGUUGUACUCCAGCUGUAACUACUUUGAAUGUGAGCACAGAUCCAACAAUGAUUGCAGAUGGAAGCUCCAUGUGGAAUUCUAAUGGAACGUCGGCAUAUCCUGGAAUUACCAUUACAUCCUUCUCAACACCUCCCUUCAAACAGGGUGUGAAUUAUUAUAUUGCUUAUUUGAGUUCUAUCGAUAUUCCUCAUGCAAGUAUUGUAUGUCAAGGAUUUAAAUCCAAUAAGGUGUUAGUAAGCCCAAAAGAGAUGUUGCAUGUACAACAAAUUUCUCACCAAAAGAUUUUGGUGCCAUCCUCGUCUACCUUUGGGAAGAACUCGAAAAAUCAUAUCAUUACCAAAUAUUCAGCCAUGGUGCCACUCGCUCAUACACUUGAUGGAGUUUCAGAACAUCAAGAGCUUGUGACAGCAAUAAGAAUUCAACAAAAUGGAUUUGACUUGUUCAAGAAAGGGUUCUCUUUUACCAAGGCUGGAAAUUUUGAUUUUCAUAGAAAAGUGAUUCAUCCACAAUUCUAUUAUUCAACUACUCUGAAAAAGUAUCAAUACCGCACAUGCACAGAAUAUAUUUACAAGAUUUACAGGUAUGAUCAUACACAAAGCGAAAAAUUGUUUCCUACUUCCACACAUCAAUCAACUGAUUCAUUACGGCAAUUCUUUAUGAAACAUGCAGACCAAAUGUCACUAAUUUUUUCAAGUUUGGCAGAAAAUAGCGAAAAUUUCUGUAAGCAAAUUGAUGAUAUGCCUUUUGGAGUAGCAGAUUUUACUAUCAGCCAUGAAUUUUUUGAUACCAAACCCAUUGCGUUGAUAUUGACUGUUUCAUCUCGAGAGAAUGAUCACAUCGAAUAUGUGCAUUAUCCAGUACUAUUGAAUCUAUCUGAUGACAGAACGUUUCUUUCUCGAGUAUCCACCUAUGUUUCGAACGUACUGACAACAAUAUUUGAUCCCAAACGUUGGAUCAGAAAUAUAUAG